CUUGUCAACUAGAAAGAAGAAGAAGCGACUGCUACAACAACAGCGUCAGUCCGCCAUUCCCUCAUUUUUUACUGCUUUCAGUCUGUUCUUUUGAUUAUUUCGUGUUUAAAUUUAACAUAAACUCUAUAGACUGUGUAGAGUUACCUGAACGCGAGUUAGGAGCACGUCACAGGGUCUGUGAUGGCGGCCGACCGGCGCGAGGACAAAGAUGGAGAGCUGAAUGUUCUGGAAGAUAUUCUGACUGAAGCUCCGGAUCAGGACGACGAGCUGUACAAUCCUGAGACUGAACGAGACAUCACAGACAAGAAAGGAACAAAGAGAAAGAGUGAGCGCUCUGAGAGCCAGGACCUAAAGAGGCUCCGCCCCUCGUCGGGACAGCCGCCAUCCAGGUCCUCCUCCACCAAUAAAAGAACCCCAGGUCCAUCUCUGUCCUCGUCCUCUUCAAAGAAGGCGGCAUCCAGUCCUCGUGGUCGCCAUGCUGCUGCUUCCACUGGAGGCUAUCGUCACGAAUAUUAUGAGGAGCGAAAGGGGCGACGAGGAGCCCGCGAGACGACCAGAAGCCGUGGAGGAGAAGAUGCACGACGCCGAGAGUCUCAGAGAGGUCUGGAGGGUGUGAGCCAGAAGCUGCGACGAGAAGAGCGGCGGGCGAGCCCCUCCCCUCAUGAAGAGGACAACCAGUCAGAGGAGGAGGUAACAGCAGAGUACGGCUCAGAGCAGGGAUCAGGAAGCUCGUCCCCCACUGCGUCCCAUGUAGAGGAGGAGGAAGAAGAGGAUCAGGAAGAGGAGGAGGAAGAGGAAGAAGAAGAGGAGGAAGGCAUGGAGGAAGAAGAUGAAGAAGAGGAGGAAGAAGGGGAGAAGGAGGAUGAAGAGGAGGAUGAAGAGGAGUACGAGCGUCGCGGUGGAGAGGGGAAUGACUACGACACUCGCAGCGAGGCUGGCGACUCACGUUCGGCUUCCUCUGUUAGUUUCUCUGAUGACGGCGAGUCGGUGCAUUCAGACUCCGCCUCUGAGGCCUCAGGUUCAGAGAAGAAGCGGGAGAAGCUGUCAUCGUCGGUCCGAGCUGUUCGCAAAGGGAUGGAGAGGAAGUUUGUUAUUUGUCAAGAUCCGACCAGUAAGCUGCGUUACAUCCUGCGAGACGCUCGAUUCUUCCUCAUAAAGAGCAACAACCACGAGAACGUCUCCCUGGCUAAAGCAAAGGGCGUUUGGUCAACGCUGCCGGUGAACGAGAAGAAGCUGAACGCUGCGUUUCGCUCGGCUCGAAGUGUCGUCCUCGUCUUCUCUGUCAGGGAGAGUGGCAAAUUUCAAGGUUUUGCCCGCCUGGCCUCAGAGUCUCAUCAUGGCGGGUCUCCAAUCCACUGGGUUCUUCCUGCUGGCAUGAAUGCCAAGAUGCUGGGAGGAGUUUUCAAGAUCGACUGGCUCUGCAGGAGGGAGCUGCCUUUCACUAAAACAGCUCACCUGUCCAACCCCUGGAAUGAACACAAGCCAGUCAAAAUCGGACGUGACGGACAGGAGAUACAGCCGGACAUCGGUGCUCAGCUCUGUGCCCUGUUCCCAUUGGAUGAGAAUGUGGACAUCCACCAGGUGGCUCGCCGUGUCCGCCAUAAGCGUCGGACACCAUCAGAGCCGCGGCCUCGCGGUCGACCACCACAGCGCGAACCGGGAAGGCGUCGUCCGGAAGAGUACGACCUCCACGGCAGGAAGCGACCGCGAGCCGAUGGUCCGCCUGACUUCAACCAGCGAGCAGGGUUCAUCCAGGACCUUCGAAACCAGCCGGUGGACAGGCGGUUUUCCAGCAUGAGGCGAGACGUGUUUCUUAACGGGUCGUAUAAUGACUACAUGAGGGAUUAUCACCACAGCGUCGGCCCUCCUGCUCCCUGGCAGACUCUGGCAGCAUACCCCGGCGUGGAGCAGCCACCCCCACACCACCCACCGUACUACCACCACAGCCACCCCCCACCGCCCCCUCACCAGGCCUACCACCACCACCACCACCCCCUGCCGCCACACGAGGCUCCACCUCCUCGCUUCAGAGACAAGCAGCGAGUGCCGCAGCACCGCGCCUUCACCUCCAGCCCGCAUGACUAUGACAUGCGUGUGGACGACUUCCUGCGGCGCACACAGGCGGUGGUGAGCAGCCGACGUGAGCGCGAGCGGCAGCGUGACCGGGACCGUGGCGGACCACGCCGUGAGAGAGAGAGGGAGCGAGCGAGGGACAGAGAAAGAGAGAGAGACAGGGACAAGGAGAGGGGGCGGUACCGCAGGUGAUCUGAUGACACCAUAUCCUGUAAGCUUGCAGGGGCUUUUAUUUUGACGGUCACUGGUUGGUUUGGCUGGUUUCCUGUUUGUUUGUUUUUUGUUGUCGUUGAAAAUAAUGAAUAAAAAAAUGAAACAAGCUAUGUGCUGACAUCAUCAAUUUUAUGUGUGUAUUUUUAAAAAAGCUAAAAAAAAGCUAACUAAAAGUUGGAGAUUUUUGGUGAGUUUGUUUUAGCUUUAUCUCGAUGAGAUAAAAAGGGAAGUGACAUCACAGUACAGGGAGAUGUCAUCAUACAUGUUAAGAACAUGUGAAACGAUGGAUUAAAAAAAAAAUGUCGGUCCUGGCAGUUAAUCAUGUCCUUGUAGUGUAGUCUGUCUUGAGUCUGCGCACUUCAUUUCCCAUGAUUCCCUGUUCAUUUCUCAAAGGUUUGGACCGCGAACCCAACGUGAGGUCCAGCCGUCCGAGGUCACGGCAAUCUGAGAGGUCACCGUAUGAUGAAUGUUGUUAAUUUUAUUUGUCUCUAAUUGUUGCUGCUUUAAAGUUUGUUGGUUUUCCUGUAAAAAUGUGAGGACGGAUGAUGAGAAAACCUUUCAAAAGCUCAGUGAAGAAGAGUUUGAGUUCAGACUCACUUCUGAUUUUCUUUUUGUACUUCAAAUUUUUUUAUGUUAAAUAAAUCUGAAUCUGAUCGUUUA
Messenger RNA from Scatophagus argus, 2946 nucleotides. RefSeq names its product YTH domain containing 1 (gene ythdc1). Gene Ontology annotation, cellular component: nucleoplasm. The transcript is spliced from 16 exons. Gene Ontology annotation, biological process: mRNA splicing, via spliceosome; regulation of alternative mRNA splicing, via spliceosome. The record is from RefSeq and is a predicted model, not a curated record. Gene Ontology annotation, molecular function: N6-methyladenosine-containing RNA reader activity; mRNA binding. The coding region runs from base 181 to 2265 and encodes 694 amino acids. Lineage: Eukaryota; Metazoa; Chordata; Actinopteri; Scatophagidae.